UCUUGGCUUACACACCGUCCUGCGGGCUGCGUGGAGAGCAAACCGGGCGGGGAGGGACAUUCCUGCACACCUCUUGGCUUUCUUCAAAGAGCUGCAGAGAGGCACGGAGGAGGAGGAGGGAGAUCUCAGGGUGGAGGGGGGCUAAAGCAUCCCAUCCUCCUGCUUUGUGUGAGCAGGACCCCGCUGCUUCCUCGGAACUCAGAUGUAACAGGAUACAAUGCUGAAGUUCUUCUCCGCCCGGGAUGAUGAGAAUGAAAGCCUUUUGGGAGAAAUAACGGAGGAGGAAGGAGACAACCCAUCUCUUCAGGACUCCAAGCAGCACUGGCUGAACCGGCCCUGCCUCCUGGUCCUCAGAGAUGGAGAUGUGGCAAAGCCCAGACUGGGCUGCGGUCAAAUCGGGCCAGAAUCCCCAUCUAAAGCCACCUCUGGUGCAGCGAUCAGAAACACACUUAAACAAUAUGAGCAGAAAGCAUCAGAACACCCCACCAAAACCACUCCACCUUCCAAGCUGGAUGAGAACAGCUGCACCAUGACUGCCAUCUCCACUUGGAGGGAGCUGGAGUCCUCCAGUCCUCUAGUUCCAAGUCCCACAGAGGCCACAUGGCCUGAGGGAGUGGAGGAGAAUGAGGUGGAAGGCAAGAAGCCUCUGGAUUUCCCAUCGAAAGAGGACUCUGUGGUUGAGGAGAAAGAACUGGAGGAAAGUAGGCAGGAGCAGCAAGAGCAUUCCUGCAGCUCAGAUGCAACUGAAGCACCUGCAAGUGUUUUACAACAAGACUUGAACACAGGGGCCAAGAUGGUCAGGUCCAGUGAAGGAAAGGAGAUGAGCAAGGUCCUGACAGCCAAUGAGGAGGGAGCAACAAAGGAGGGUGCACUUCCUGAUAAUGAGUCCCAGUUGUGUCCAACUGGGAUUCUGUCCAAGGAUCAAAGCAGUGCUCUUGGGGAGGUGGCCCCAUUGUGGGUCCCUGAUGCCGAAGCUCAGGUCUGCAUGAAGUGUGGCAUCAAGUUUACAUUCACCAAGAGGAGGCACCACUGUCGUGCCUGUGGGAAGGUUUUUUGUGCACUUUGCUCCAAUCUGAAGUUCAAACUGACACACCUGGAUGGCAAAGAGGGACGAGUUUGUGUUUCGUGUCACUCGACCCUUGUCAAACGGACGCCGCCAGGAGGGAGGAGGAAGGUGUGGUUUGCAGAUGAAAUCCUGACCAACCAGCAGUCGGAGUCGGCUCCGACUAGUCCAGUGAGAGGUCCUUCCUUCUCACCACUGAUGAGGCGGGCAUUGGGCGAGCCUGAUAAGAGUCCUGUGGGAUCACCACAGAUCAGGAGAACCUCAAGAUCACAUAGGACGACCAUCGGUGAGGCCUGUGGGCCUUAUGGCUGGGGCUCCACUACUUUAGUCAGUAGCUCUGCCAACCUCAUUCCUUUAGACGGCCUGCCACCCAUCCUCACCUCCACAGGAGUCAAAGGAGAUUACACUGUAGAGGAGAAGCCCUCUGAGAUGCUACUCAUUCAGGAGCUGGAAAGCGGCAGGUCCAAGCCGGUGGUGUUUGUUCUCAAUGCGAACCUGCUUGCUAUGGUCAACCUAGUCAACUAUGUAAACAGGAAGUGCUGGUGUGUGACAACUAAGGGAAUGCAUGCUGUGGGUCAGGUGGAGGCGGUGGUGCUGCUCCAGUGUCUGCCUGAGGAAAAAAGUUUCCCCAAAGACAUUUUUAGUCACUUCAUCCAACUGUACAGGGACUGCCUAGCAGGGAGGGUUGUGAAACAUCUGUCACUCUUCCCGUUUGGCGGUAGAUUCCUGGGCGGUCGGGAGCACGCAGGCUUCAUGUACGUACGCUCCACUCUCCAGUCCCUACAAGGUCUACCUCUGCCGAACCAGCCUUACCUCUUUGGCCUGCUGGUCAACAGAGCGGAAGUGGCCUGGGCCAAAGCUUUCCCCCUACGCCUCAUGCUGCGGCUGGGGGCCGAGUACAGAUUUUACCCGUGCCCACUGUACAGCGUACGGUUCAGGAAGCCCUUGUUUGGGGAAAUAGGUCACACCAUAAUGAGAUUGUUAGUGGACUUUAGAAAUUACCGUUACAGCCUACCAAUGGUGCCCGGGCUCACUGUGGAUCUAGAAGCUCAGAGGACCUGCAUAAAGAUACCGACCUCUGGGUAUAAUGAGUUUAUGAAGGCUAUGAAUAAGUCCAAUGAGCAUGUGCUGGCUAUAGGAGCAUCUUUCAAUGAGAGUGCAGACUCCCACCUGAUCUGUGUGCAAACUGAGGAUGGCCAGUACCAAACCCAAGCUAUCAGCAUUCACAACCAGCCACGUAAAGUCACUGGGUCAUGCUUUUUCAUCUUCAGCAGUGCCCUGAAAGCAUCUGCAGGAUACCUGGCCAAGUCCAGCAUCGUAGAAGAUGGGCUUAUGGUGCAGGUCACCGUGGAAACCAUGGCGGAGAUCCGCCGGUCGCUCCGGGAGAUGAAAGACUACACCGUCACAUGCGGGCGGCUUGACCAAUCAGAGGGCCAGGAGCUUGUUUGUUUGCAGUGGGUGGAGGAGAAGUGCACUGUGAAUAAGGGGGUCAUUAGCCCCGUUGAUGGGAGAUCCAUGGAGUCUGUCAGAAGUAAGAAGAUGUUUCAGAAGUCAGAAUACAAAGAAAAUGGGAAGAUAAUCCGCUGGACAGAAGUGUUCUUUCUGCCAAGAGGCCAAAAUCCCAAUGGUGGCGUGACCGACACUGCUGAACACAACCGGCUGACAGAACGGAUCGCCCGGGCGUUUUGUUUGGCCCUUUGUCCCCACCUGAAGCUCCUGAAGGAGGACGGGAUGGCCAAACUGGGGCUGCGUGUCACUUUUGAGACUCAGGAGGUGGGAUUUGUGGCUGGUAGCAAUGGGCAGCCUCUUCCAGCUCAGUACCUUAAUGCCCUGGAUAGCGUCCUGAUCCCAGUCAUCCACAGCAGGGGCCGCAAGAGGGGCGAAGAGCCUGUUGUGAUGGAGCUCAUAUUUUACAUCCUAGAAAAUAUUACUUAGAGCAAAUUCACAUCCCGCAAGUUCCCCACCGCUCCGACCACGGCCCUGUCUUCAACACAGCCAUCAGAUUCCAUGAGAAGAUUUCCAAGACCAAAACCUGGAUCUGAUCUAAAGUCUGCAUCCUCCACGCACAACGUGACAAACGACUGCUCUCCGACUUCACUCCACCCAGCAGCUGCAGACACUGCAGCAGCGCAUGAACCAAUGACGGCCCGUCAAAUCCGGCUGCAGCUCCUGAGCUGAAGAAUAUCCAUAGCUUGUUUUCAUUCAUCACGUCAGUGCCCAGCACAUGUACGCCAACGGGAAAAUACUUUAAAACACAAGCUGGAUUCAGCCCUUUGACCUUUACGCAAAGAGAAAAACAGUGUAUUUAAGAACUUUAAUAGAUACGUAGCAAUUUUACACUUGAAUGGAUGCUUAAUGAAGGUUUUCAUACCGGACGCGUUUUAUUCGACUGCUCAUGAAACAAUUGUCUGCUUGGAAUUAAAUCUGCAAUAAUGAACCAA
Messenger RNA from Nothobranchius furzeri (turquoise killifish), 3504 nucleotides. RefSeq names its product zinc finger, FYVE domain containing 9b (gene zfyve9b). The record is from RefSeq and is a predicted model, not a curated record. Gene Ontology annotation, cellular component: early endosome membrane. NCBI's taxonomy places the organism in Eukaryota, Metazoa, Chordata, Actinopteri, Cyprinodontiformes, Nothobranchiidae. Gene Ontology annotation, biological process: endosomal transport; liver development. Gene Ontology annotation, molecular function: metal ion binding.